This is a messenger RNA of Phytophthora nicotianae INRA-310, 627 nucleotides long. RefSeq lists its product as hypothetical. The transcript has a single exon. NCBI's taxonomy places the organism in Eukaryota, Oomycota, Peronosporomycetes, Peronosporales, Peronosporaceae. The record is from RefSeq and is a predicted model, not a curated record. The coding region runs from base 1 to 627 and encodes 208 amino acids.
AUGCGAAUUUGCUACUAUCGAUCGCGUGGAUACAUUGAAGACGGUGCUAAUGAUGAUGAUACUGAAUCGAAGACCGGCGAGAUUACCGAACAGUACAGUGAGGAGAGCGCUGAAGGCGGUGUGGAAGUCGAUUUGGAAGCCAAAAACGACGAUGACGUCGAACAACGUCGGGAAGCGUGUAACGAGAACGUUGAAGAGAGCAUUGAAGACGGUGGUGAAGGCGAUUUGGAAGCCAAGAAUGUUGAGCAGGAGGAAAUUAAGGAGCAAACACCCACCGGAAGACUAGGGAACGUUGUGGCCUCCUACACUACGAUACACCGGAACCUUCAGUUUGAGAAAUUCCCGCUUUCGUAUAUUAAGUUGAGCUGGAAUUUUGAUGAAGACGACAAGCCUGCGUUGUGCUUGUUUGAAACGACAGAUGGACGUGGAUUUGGAGUAAAACCACUUGAAGAAAUUCCUCGUCAGACCUUUGUGAUCGAGGUUUUGGGCGAAUUGAUUGAUGCAGAGACCAAAGAAACUUUAGGGGAUACAAAGUAUAUCUUUGAGGUAUUAGCAGGCGACAAGGACAAAUGCCCCGCGAUGUAUAUCAACCCAAACGAUUUCGGAAUGAUCAAUCGAAAAUCGUGA